AAAAAAUGUCUAUGGAUUUGUCAGUGAAUCGCUUCCGCGCUCCAUUUUUGUUUCUUUCACUUGUCAGACUUGGAUGAUAGAAACAUUCAAGAUGCAAUUACACGUACGAGGACAGUCAACGCACGUUCUUGAUGUGAACGGAGAGGAGUCCAUUGCACAAAUUAAGGAUCGUCUUCGUUCUCUUACUGGUGUUGGUGAGGAGGACUUAACACUGUCAUUAUGUGGUGCACCACUCGAGGAUGGCAUUCUUGUGUCUGAGCUUACAUCCACAGAACUAGACCUUACAGUUCCACUGCUUGGUGGUAAAGUACACGGAUCCUUAGCCCGAGCUGGUAAAGUUAAAGGACAAACACCCAAAGUAGAAAAACAACAGAAGAGAAGAAGAAGACUGGUCGUGCCAAGCGCAGGAUUCAGUACAACAGAAGAUUUGUAAAUGUGGUGCAGACCUUUGGCCGCAGACGUGGUCCCAACUCUAAUUCGUAAUUGAUAAGUUGUAAUGAAAUGCUAAUAAAUAUCAAUUAGCACCAA
This is a messenger RNA of Leptidea sinapis, 528 nucleotides long. RefSeq names its product FAU ubiquitin-like and ribosomal protein S30 (gene RpS30). Gene Ontology annotation, cellular component: ribosome; cytosolic small ribosomal subunit. Gene Ontology annotation, molecular function: structural constituent of ribosome; protein binding. The record is from RefSeq and is a predicted model, not a curated record. Gene Ontology annotation, biological process: translation. NCBI's taxonomy places the organism in Eukaryota, Metazoa, Arthropoda, Insecta, Lepidoptera, Pieridae.